Molecule: messenger RNA, 4279 nt
Organism: Pyrgilauda ruficollis (rufous-necked snowfinch)
Lineage: Eukaryota; Metazoa; Chordata; Aves; Passeriformes; Passeridae
Gene: ZNF438
Product: zinc finger protein 438
Exons: 7
Coding region: 314-2896 (860 amino acids)
Biological process (GO): regulation of transcription by RNA polymerase II
Cellular component (GO): nucleus
Molecular function (GO): DNA-binding transcription factor activity, RNA polymerase II-specific; sequence-specific DNA binding
Source: RefSeq, a predicted model, not a curated record
CCGGGCUGGGGGCGGGCGGCGCCGGGGCGCGGCUGUCCCGCUCUCUCCCCGCCCGUGGAGCCGGCUGGCGGCGCGGGGCCGGGAAGCAGGAGGCGGGGAGGUGGCGGCUCCCGGCGGGGCGGGUGCCUCCUUCGGCCCUCACUCGGUUCAAGGAUUAUGUUGUGCUAGGUGGGAGGAGUGUUCUUCAUCAGUGACUUGGACUGUUUGAAGCAUUUUUAUGUGCACAGGAAUUAAGAUGGAUGAAAUGUUUCAUUGGUCAUAGCAGCAGCAGCAGGACGAAUAAGGAACAUUGUCGUAACUGUUAAAGGGCGUAAUGCAGAAUCCGUUAACAGUUUCUGCAGGUGGUGUUUUUUUGCAUGCUAAUCCUGCAGAGAAACAUUGUGUCCAACAAAGUAUGCUGGGUCAGCAAAAGCAAGAAACUUGUGCUGGAAAGACAGUAUCCACAGAUAAACAGAAGUCCCCUUCGGAUAUAAUACAAAGUUUUCAGAAGAAAAGUCAGUUUAGGACCAUUGCUCCAAAAAUGGUACCAAAAAUUUUAACAUCCGGAGUGGUUUCUUGCCUUCAGUCAUCUUUGCCUGAGCCAAUGACAGCAAUUUCAGCUUCAGGUCCCAAGCCCCUGGUGGUGCCAGCUCAGAACUAUGCUGUCAUGCAGGUGGCUGCUCACAAGGGCACGUUUUCCCUGCUGGCUGUGCCGUGUGUUGCGCCUGCCCUAACACAGCAAGUUCAGCAGUCAACUGUGGCCCCCUCUGAAAACCUAAAGCUGCCCAUCCCCAGGUACCAAUCUGUAAGGAAUAAAUUGCUGAGUGACAGAAAACCAGCACAAAUCUCUGGUCUGAGUGCAUGUCACAAGAUUCCUACCAAAGCCCUGAUCUCAUCACAGACUUCCCCUAUGACUACUCCACCUGAAGAGUGUCCUGAAGCUCAUUCUAGUUCAGAUUCAGCUGAGCAAGUGAUGAUAGCGGCCUGUGACUCAGCUGAAAUUGGAGUUGCCACAUUACUGAAUAAAGGCAAUCGUGUGGAAUCUAGAUCUCUUGUAAUGAACAAAACUAAAAUUGCUAGCGAUAAUAUCUCUGGACCAUCUGUAGUUGAAGAUUCUCCAUCAAAGCCAGCAAGUACAACUAAUCCCAUGAAACUAAGUCUACAUUCUGUGAAGACAGCAUCAGAAACCCCAAGAGAGUCACUCCUGACAUCUGAGAAACUAAAGGAAAAACCCACAAAUUCUACAAGUCCUGUUGCUGUUUUGUCAUCAGCGGUUUUUGGCAAUACAAUUCAGAUGGCUCCAUCAGCACCAAAAGGACAACUUCCUAUUUUGCCUUACUCCAGAAUGAAAAAUUCAGUGUUCUGUAAAUCUAAGCAGAAUAUUAAUGUUAUGGACAUAGCUGGUCAUUCGCUAAAAUCUGAAUGUGAAAAGAUACCAUGUUUGAAAACCAAAGCCUUUGAUAAGCAGUUAGGGGUAUCAUUUACACAAGUUCCCAAACAAUCCAUUCGAGAAAAUACCUUCUCUCCACCCAGCAAAGAGGAUGAUGUCGACAGUCUUAAAAAAUUGAGCAGUGCAACCCCUAAAAGAAGAGGCAGGAAAAAAAGAGCCCCAGAAGAUUUAUUGGCUUUUCAGGCCAAGCGAAGGAAAUGCAUCAUUAAUAAGUUUAGAGAAGGAAGAGAGAGGGCAAAGGUUGAUAUUCAGACACCUGAAGACAAUAAAGCAGAAGCAGUGAAAAAAUACCGCAGUAUCAGACCAAAACCAGUGGUGGUUGUGCAGGCGUUCGCACCGCUGACUCCUGCAGCAGUCGUAGAGACGCCGUCUCGCGAGCAGGACUUAAUUUUAAAUGGUUCACUCACCAAUAAGUAUGUAAGCUCCAAGCACAGUGACGCUACAUCAGCUAAAUCAAGUGAUCUGAGCAGAAAUACAUGUUCAGCCGUCCCGAAGGCGCUGCACAGAUGCCAUGUUUGUAACCAUACGUUCCAGUUCAAGCACCAUCUCCAGGACCACAUGAACACGCACACGAGCAGGCGGCCCUACAGCUGCAGGAUCUGCAGGAAGGCAUAUAUCCAUUCUGGGAGCCUGAGCACACAUAUGAAGCUUCAUCACAACGAAGGCAAAUCCAAAAAGCUGGUGUGCUGUGAAUUCUGUGCUAAAGUUUUUGGCCAUGCAAAAGUGUACUUUGGCCACCUCAGAGAAGUCCACAGGGUUGUUAUCAGCACAGAGCCCUACACUAGCGAGCAACUGGUGCAAGACACUUUAAAGAAGAGAGACAGGAAUGUAAAAGAGGCAGAAGCUGCAGAGAGGGGAAAUAAGUGCAAUUUUGAGGACCUGUUCCAUAACCCGGGAGGAGUGAAAUUACAGGUCAAAUGUGGUCGAUGCCAGUUUAUUGCAGAGUCUUUUGGUGAAAUGAAGUUUCACUUAUUGUGCUGUCAUGGAGAAGAGAUUCAGGGAAGAGUGAAGGAAGGGGUUUUGCAAGGAAGCAGAGGAACAAAGGGGAAACUGGUCAAACACACAACCCACGUGUGGAAACAGCACAGUGAGAGAAGACAUUUAGCAAAGUGCAGUGCCCAUCAGGAGGAGCUGUAUAAUGUUCCAAAACCAAAGAGACAGAUGUACUUCCACCAUCAAAAUAAUGCCAAUAAUGUACCUAAAAGUGAACCAAGCCAGUCAGGAAGUAGUGAAGCCUCUAAGGAGAUGCAAAAUGUGGGGUUUGGCCCACAAAGAAAAAAAAUAGAAUUUUGGUCAAAAGCAGGCUAUAACUGCAUUUUAUGCAAACAGUUAUUUGGAAGAAAAGAGGAUCUUUGUAAUCAUUGGCAGACUCAUCAUAAUUGUGAAGACCCUUCCACUUUAUGGACAAUUUUUACUUUGGUAUCAAAACAAGGAAUUAUUGAACUUUCUGAUAAUGGUGAAUAUUGAAGCUCAACUCUACAAUGCUCUGAAAAACAUUAACUACCUUACCAAGUUGUUCUUUCACUGUCUUGCUAAACUAACUCAGCAGAUGUAUCAUUAAAAGGUUUAUUAGUUGGGUUUGUUGGGGAUUUUUUAAAAAGCCAUAUUAACCCUUAUUUUGGUGACUAGAAAAUGUGUUUAUUCUGUAUCAUUCCAGAUGGGUACAUGGAAGCUGAUUAUGAAUCCUUGUACUUAAAAUUCAUGCUUAAGGAGCUUUAUAACAGCAAAUACUCAAUACUAAUUAUUAACCUCAAUGAAAUAUAUUUGCAAGUUAAAUUAUACUGUACACACAGAAAUAAAUUUAUAUGAAGAAAUCUUAGUCUUAAAUGCAAUUAAAAACCUGACUGGAAGUCAGGUCCCAAUUGUGCUCCCAGAUUUUGUGGUAAAUGCAUAUUUCCAUGCAGUUCUCUCCAUCACUUAAUUGUGCAUACAUGCAGCUAGCACUCAGGAGCUUUAUAGUCUAUAACUUAAGAACUUCUGAUUCUUGUUUUCUUGAUUUCAGUGUCUUCAAAAAUGUUCAUUGCUUGCAGGUGUUUUUGGUGCUCUUUUCUGUCCUGGUAACAGCAAAGAUAUUUGUAUUUUAGGAGUAAAAACCUCACAUGUAUUUUUUUAUGCCUGUACCUUUUUGGGUUGAAGAUUUGUUGCCGCCCAUUGAGAUGGAGCCCAGCACAUCUCCAAGGGGGCAGGUCCUGUAAGAGGGUGGAGUUCUGGAGCUUGGUUUUGGUGAAAAGGUCAUUGAAACCGUUGAAUCCAAUUUGAAAUUGAUGUUUAAACUGCUUAAAGCCUUAUGUUCCUCUGAAUUAUUUCGGGAGCAAUAAUGGAGGCAAGUCUAAGAAAUCACCACAUCAUUCUCCAGCAGAAGUCAGAGCACAUCAGAGGACAAGAAAAAUACAGCAGUAGUGUCCCUACAGUACCACUUUAUUCAUUCCUUCUUGUGGUCAGCUGUAAUUGAGGGAUUGCAGUGAUAAAAGAGUCAUGCCUAAAAUGGCCUGGGUUGCUUCUCACUGUUUUGCAAAAAUUAUGGUCAUGAAAACAUGAGAAGAGGUCUAAAAGUGUUGAGCUUUCUGAGUGGGAUUCCACAAGCUGUUGCAAUAUUUUGUGUAUGUGUUUUGUUUUUAACAGUAAAGGCAGUUUUGAUGACCUAAUAGUUUUGAAUGUGAUUUCUUGUGGUGUGGUGCUUUGCCCUGAAGUUGAACUGUAAGGUAGGAAUCAAGAAUAACAAAAGACAAAAAGACAAUGCCCAUAGAACUGUAUUUUCCCAUGGAUUUUCAAAACUUUCAAAUAUGUUGCUAUAAAUUCAGAUUUGUAGCUGUUUCUUUGCUUUCAUACAUUGGGAUUUUUAUGCUGAAU